Molecule: messenger RNA, 2150 nt
Organism: Pungitius pungitius (ninespine stickleback)
Lineage: Eukaryota; Metazoa; Chordata; Actinopteri; Perciformes; Gasterosteidae
Product: BTB/POZ domain-containing protein KCTD12-like
Exons: 1
Coding region: 1065-1919 (284 amino acids)
Biological process (GO): protein homooligomerization; regulation of G protein-coupled receptor signaling pathway
Cellular component (GO): signaling receptor complex
Molecular function (GO): protein binding
Source: RefSeq, a predicted model, not a curated record
UGAUUUUCAGUCCACUGUGUUCAAACCAAAAAGAAAAUGUUAAAUGAAUGUUGGCACCACAGGUUUGGAUGUUGUAAUCCUCCUAGUUAUGGCAGGCUUAUUAAAGGACAUUAAAGUACAGGACAAAGUCCAAACAUGAGACGGCCUUUAAUGGAGUCUCAUGUAUUCAUAUCUAUGUAUUUCUAACUAUUUCAAUGAAAGUUUUGUCUCUGAGCACGCGCGGUAAUGGACGUCGAAUGACCAAGCCACACUGGUCACGCAGGGCAGGGAUCACGGUGGUGGCGCGUCACCGGGCGUGGGCGUGGCUAGUCGGAGUGUAUCCACCGUGCAUCCUCCGUUACGGUGCAGUCUGACGCGCGAGGGACCGAGCAGCUGACCGUCUGACACAGAUCCGCACAAAUCGGAACCACAAGUGAUGGAACUCUCGGAGAUCGUUUUAUACUGCAUGCUCUUCACCCACUACUUUGGCACCGUGCUCUUCAUCUCGUGGCUUUUCGUCGCCGGGACGCCCACUGAAAUCACCAACUAUGGAUUGCCAAAUUGAAGUUGGGCCACCCGAUCCUGCUUGCGCCGGGACAACCGAACGGAACUAGAGCAAAGAGAUAAGUCGCUAUGGUCAGUGCUGCCGAUCGUGCACAUCCUGCCCCGAGAGCCAAGUGUCAAAGACGCAACCUUAUCAGGAAAUCCCUGCAAUUCUGCGCGUAAAUGACGUCUCCAUUCAACGCGGCGUGAAAUACCCGUCGCUAUGUUUUAGUGGCUUGUCGGAGAGAUCCGUAGUUAGCACACAGGCUGGUUCUGACUAGACUGCUUUGCCUGCAUUCCGCUAUUUUCUUUUUGUUGUUGUUGUUGUUGCGCGCAUACCACUUGUGCGCUGCAGAUUAGCCGCUCCAUUUGCCAAGGGCCAUCCACCGCAGCAGGACCCAACAUCUUUGACCAGCAACAGGCCUGACCAAAGCCCCCCCCCCCCCUCCCCCUGAGAAGAAAUCCUUUUUUUUAAUCGUUUAAACUUUCACUACAACUGAAGUGAGUUUUUAAAAGCUGCACCUGGGAGGCAGGAAUAAGCCAUGGCUUUACCAGAUAGUGGCAUAUGUGGGGAGGAGGUUCCCUUCCCAGAGAUCGUGGAGCUCAAUGUCGGUGGCCAGGUGUACAUAACCCGCUUUUCCACCCUCACGAGUGUGCCACACUCCCUGCUGUGGGAGAUGUUUAGUAGGAAGUCAGCCAAAGGACUGGCCAGGGACACCAAGGGGCGCUUCUUUGUGGACCGCGAUGGUUUCCUGUUCCGCUACAUCCUGGACUACAUGCGGGACCAGCAGCUGGUUCUACCAGACCACUUUCCUGAGCGCGGACGACUGCAAAGGGAGGCGGAGUUCUUCAACCUCCCGGAUCUUGUCAAGCUACUGGCGCCCAAAAUCAGCAAGCAGAACUCCCUUGGCGAUGAGGGAUGUCAGAGCGACCCGGACGACUCCUCCCCCGGCAUUGACACAGCCCGUAACCUGGGCUCCCUGGGCGCUGCAGCCGCCGCCGCCUGCACCAGCGUGAUGCCCGGCGCCAUGGACGGCAAGCGGUCCGGGUUCAUCACCAUUGGUUACCGAGGCUCAUACACCCUGGGUCGUGACAGCCAGACCGACGCCAAGUUCCGCCGGGUGGCGCGGAUCAUGGUGUGUGGGAAGACCUCUCUGGCCAAAGAGGUGUUUGGAGAUACCCUGAACGAGAGUCGCGACCCGGACCGCCCUCCCGAGCGCUACACGUCCCGCUACUAUCUCAAGUUCACCUUUCUGGAGCAGGCCUUUGACAAGCUGUCCGACGCAGGCUUCCACAUGGUGGCCUGUAACUCCACAGGGACCUGCGCCUUUGCCCAUGAGCAGACGGACGACAAGAUCUGGACCAGCUACACUGAAUAUGUGUUCUACCGUGAGUGAGACUAUCGGCUUUGUUCCCCUGGUCCCCCUACACCCCCCCCCCCCCCCCCCACCCUGUCUCCAAGUGCUCCCGCAGCCACCCUGUCCUCCUCAAGCGGAUGGCCCCCCCGCACCAGUAGAUGUAUACCGUAGAUGUUGUGCCCCUCCAUCGCUCUCUGCUGCCUCUCCAGCUUUCAUCCAAUGAACGGUAUCCAACUGCUGAACUCUUUUCUGCAGCUCGAUUCUGCAGAA